AAAAAAGUGAGGCAAUCACAACGAAGGAUUAUUGACCAGCCAAAACGGAUCAUUCCAAAGUCGGCACAACACUUUGGGCAGCCAGAAACACCCAAUCAGCCCAACGCCCGGUUAUGCAGCCGAGUUUAUCGACCAUUAGCAUACCACCGCAGCCAUAGGCUCACUCGGCGCUCGCGGCAAAAAUCGGGCGCUCUGUUUGGCCGACCUUUUGCCCUUGUUUAGCCCGGCGUUAUUGGAGCAUCUGCCGCCACGGUCCCUGCUUUUCUUCCACCCGUGCGGUGUCUCUCCAUUGUCUUCAUACCCCUCCGAUUGAGCUCCCUCCGCCUCCCUUCCGGUCCUCUCCCUCUCUGUGCCCAGCAUGGCCCCCCAGACUUUGCCAGCACAGAGCGUGCCGGCCUGGAAGCGAUUGGGUUUGAAGCUCAAAGGUGCUGGCGACACCCCUUCGACCCCUUCGGCCAAGCCUGCGGCCAAGAUCAGCGGUGCAGGUUCGACGACCGGGCCGCGGGACUCUCCCAGCUGGGGCAACAAGCGAAAGGAGUACCCUUCGCCCUCGAGCCAGUUCGGCAACAGCAAACGCCCCCGAACAGACUUCAGCCAGGCAGCCCAGACGCCUGGCCGGCGCAAGUCGGUUACUUUUGCCGACGGCACUAAGGGCUCGGACCUCGACCCCUCGGCCACCAAGACGCCCUCCAAGCCUCCAGGGGCUGCCGAUGACAAGCAACAGAAGAAGCCAAAGAAGCCCAAGACCCGAAAGUCGGCUAAGAAGCCUGAGCAGAACUACAAGCCCGACCACCUCCAGCCCCAGCUGAGCCAGUACCUGCGCGAUUGGCACACUGCGCGAGACACGUGGAAGUUCCGCAAAAAUAUCCAGACUCUGGUGAUCAAAUACGCUUUCGACCCCGUGCUCUUGCCAGCCGCCGACUUUCCAAUCUUUCGCAAAUACGCCAUUGGGCUGCAGGGCGCUUCGAGGGACUGGCUCCGCACCUCAGCCGCGGAUAUCAGGAAGAGGGAUCUGGAGCAGAGGGGCACCGCCGGAUUCCCAGCGGGCACGACCGACACCGACGGCAAGCAGGAACGAUACGAGGAGCUGGUCGCCAAGAUGCUCGGUGCGCAGGGCAGCCAGGCGCGGCGGGGCAGCAAUGCCAAUGGCAAGCGCGUGCGCGACGACUAUAGCGAGGAGGAUUUAGUCAUGGGCGGCACCGAGGCCGAAGCGCGGGGGCCCGAAGUGACUCAGCGCAUUGUUAAGAGGAUGCGGGCCGAGAUGGUGCUCGACGAGCUGUCGGAUGCCGACGCCUCCGACGCCUCGGCCGCAACAACGUCCUCCACCACUACGACGACAACAACAACCAACGGCGCCUCUUCAGAGGGAGAGGUGGCGACAGCAACGCCAUCAGCCGGAGAGGCCAAAGCCAAGGCGGCUGACAGCUCGCAGAAGCGAAGGCGUCAGCGGAAGAAACGCACCGUUGAUGACGAUGACGACACUAGCAGCAGCGAUGAUAACAGCGACAGCAGCGACGAUGAGGACGCCGGGUCUGCGGACGAGGAUGAUGACGAUGAGGAGGAGGAAUCCGACAGCGAAUCCACUUCGAGCUCGGGGACGAGCAGCAGUGGUUCCGACUCGGACUCGUCUGAUACUGCAAGCGAAGGCACGCUCCAGAGGCUGGCGCAGGAGCGUGAGGCUCUCGAGUCCUCGUCGAGCAGUAGCAGCAGCAGCGGCUCUGAUUCGGGUAGCGAUUCAGACUCCGAGUCCGAGCUAUGACCGGACGGGACAGGAAAGAUGUCGCAUCAUGUUCAUGGUUGUCGUCUCCGCUGAGAAGCGAGAGAUGUGUCGGGCCUUUGAAUACCCUGUACCUCGGCUUUCACUUCUUUGAGGGCAUCCUGGAUGCCAUCAAUGAUUCAGACAUGUCGACAUCAGAGAGUUCAGUUGCGCGCCUAGCGCGUCUUCAAAUAUUAUAUGCAUCGCCAAUUUCUCCUUCUCUCGUCAUGUUUUAGGGGAGCUCGAUCUCUGCAUGUAUCAGAUAAGUAGGUGUUCUUCUAUUAGGUUGAUCCGAAGUAUUGG
Messenger RNA from Gaeumannomyces tritici R3-111a-1, 2059 nucleotides. RefSeq lists its product as hypothetical. Bases 359 to 1759 code for a protein of 466 amino acids. Lineage: Eukaryota; Fungi; Ascomycota; Sordariomycetes; Magnaporthales; Magnaporthaceae. The transcript has a single exon. The record is from RefSeq and is a predicted model, not a curated record.